Molecule: messenger RNA, 415 nt
Organism: Papilio xuthus (Asian swallowtail)
Lineage: Eukaryota; Metazoa; Arthropoda; Insecta; Lepidoptera; Papilionidae
Exons: 1
Source: RefSeq, a predicted model, not a curated record
AUGACGACCUACGAGGCCGUCAUGGACAGGGCCGAGAAGUCUGUGGACCUCUCGGCCCUGGGCAUCGAGGGCCUCCGGUUCCGCACGGCGCGAACCGGCGGUCGAGUCUUGGAGGUGGCUGGCGCCAACAAGGGCCAUAAGGCCGACGAACUGGCGGCCAAGCUGCGGGCGACGAUAGGAGACGUCGCCCGCGUCUCCCCGCCCGAGCUCUGCGCAGAAAUGCGUAUCUCUGGCCUGGGAGAUGCGGCCACCAGCCAGGCGGUAGCGGCGCAAGUGGCGAAGGUGGGGGGUUGCCCUGAGAGUGGAGUAAAGGUGGGCGUUAUCAACCGCCCACCUGGCCGCCAGGGCACUGUCUGGGUGAAGUGCCCGGUCAUGGCGGCCAAAAAGAUCGUCGUCGCCGGCCGUUUCACAGUCG